AUGGACUUGCGCAGGACUCAUAUAGUUGCGAAGGGAGCGGCUACAGCAGAGAGUGGAAGAGGGUUGAAAAGAGCAGAUCGUGUGCGCAAGGGGUUCGAGUAUAGAAUAUACGCAGCAGUUGGCUUGAGAGAGACUCUAGGCAGACAACACGGCUGUUCACUCACUUCAUUCUGGUCAGCGGCAGCCAGCGAGCUGGUCCUCUCUCGCACUGUUGUUGUCGCCUCCAGUGAUGACUCACUCACCGAGCAGUACACUCCACUGCUGCUACUGUCCGGUCGUACUACGCGACUGUAUGAGUAUCACUCGGUCGUGUGGUCACUGUAUAAAGGGCCACCAAUGUUCAUCAGCACACGACGGUUUGGAAAUCGUCCGUCUUCGGUGUAGUGAUGCUCUACAUCUACCCUGUAGAUCCGAAUUUGUUUGAAAAACGGCGACAAAUUCGGUUCUAGAGAGGUUUGUGUGGUGCAUAUUCCUUACGACCAGAAUUUUUAUCCUCCAUGUGUGGUGACCCCGACGGCAGUUUAUUUUUUAAAUAUAUAUACAUACGUAGUAUACAUUUGUACCUAUUAUUAUCAUAUAUUUUAAAUACAUUUAU
This is a messenger RNA of Melanaphis sacchari, 595 nucleotides long. RefSeq lists its product as uncharacterized. The transcript has 4 exons. Lineage: Eukaryota; Metazoa; Arthropoda; Insecta; Hemiptera; Aphididae. Bases 1 to 384 code for a protein of 127 amino acids. The record is from RefSeq and is a predicted model, not a curated record.